Messenger RNA from Myxocyprinus asiaticus (Chinese sucker), 1966 nucleotides. RefSeq names its product ER membrane protein complex subunit 7b (gene emc7b). Gene Ontology annotation, molecular function: carbohydrate binding. The record is from RefSeq and is a predicted model, not a curated record. Lineage: Eukaryota; Metazoa; Chordata; Actinopteri; Cypriniformes; Catostomidae. The coding region runs from base 129 to 842 and encodes 237 amino acids. The transcript has 5 exons. Gene Ontology annotation, cellular component: EMC complex.
ACAGUUCUUCCGGUCUCUACCUUUCAUGAGUUCCGGUUUCCGUUUACUCUACACGGCUGUAGAAAGAUCGACGCGUUGUGAUAUUUUGUACACUUUCAAACGUCAAAUUUAUAGUGUCACCAAGCACGAUGCAGUACAUUAAGAGUCUAUUGGAUGUAUAUGUGGUGCUGCAGGCUCUGUUUGCGUUGUCAUUGUGUUUUUCUGAUCCAGAGCCGGGGCCUGCAGCAGGUUCGCAGUCCAAUGGAGAUCGUUUCAAAAUCGAAGGUCGCGCGAUCGUUCCUGGAGUGAAAACACAGGACUGGAUCUCCACAGCCCGAGUCCUGGUAGAAGGAGAGGAAUAUGUUGGCUUUCUGAAGACUGACGGAAGCUUUGCUGUGAACGAUGUGCCUUCUGGAUCAUAUGUGGUUGAAAUCGUAUCACCAUCUUUCAGAUUUGAACCUGUUCGUGUUGACAUUACUUCCAAAGGGAAAAUGAGGGCACGCUUGGUGAAUUACAUCAAAACCUCUGAAGUUAUUCGACAGCCGUAUCCCCUUCAGAUCAGAUCAAAUGGUCCACACACGUACUUCAUGAAGCGGGAGACAUGGGGGUGGACUGAUUUUCUGAUGAACCCAAUGGUCAUGAUGAUGGUUCUUCCCUUACUCAUCAUAGUCCUGCUCCCGAAGGUGGUAAAUACUAAUGACCCUGAGAUGAGAAAGGAAAUGGAGCAGUCUAUGAACAUGUUGAACCCUAACCCAGAAUUGCCAGAUGUUUCUGAAUUCAUGACUAAAUUGUUCUCCAAGGGCUCCAGUAAGUCUGGGGGAGGCAACAAAGGUAGCAGGAGUAUUGCACCAAAGAGGAGGUAGUGCUGUGAUCUUUUUUCAGUUUUCCUUAGCACUGUUUUUUUUUUUUUUUUUUUUAUAUAUAUAUAUAUAUAUAUAUAUAUAUAAUGUAUAUACAGUAUAUAUGAAAGGAUUCUUUUUCAACUGAAACGCUUGACAAAGCAGAACUGUGUUUCCAUGGUCCCAUUUGCUUUUGAUGCAUUGUUGUUAAUCAGAUCAUUUUACUCAUUAUAAUGAUACACUGAAAACUUCACACAUUUUAAAAAAAUGUAUCUGGUACACAUGGACUAAAUCAUGAAUUCAUUGUUGUUGUUGUAUUUUUUUUUUUUUUUUUUUUUUUAUAUAACUUUACUAGGAUGUUUUAACUUUAAAAGUAGAAUGAGUGGGGAAGUAAAUUAUUGGUCUGUUACCCCGGAUUGGUCGAGUUAAAGAUUCCUAUGUCAAAAGGGGAGUGUUAGACAAAGAUUUUACUUUUGCUGAAAGAUUUCAAUAUUCUCUAAUAUAAUUAACAUUAUGAUGGUAGUCUAUGCUUUUACUGUUGUUGCAUCUAAGAUUCAUCAAACAGAUAUAUGAUUGCUUCUCAGAAUUGAGGUCAAUGCAGUUUCACCUCCACUAUGAUUUGAAUUACAGUAAGAAUUAAAACUCAAAUAAAAAUGUAGCACAUUCUGAAUAUGAGAGAAGUAUAAGUAAACAGGUACUAUAUAUAAAAGGUUGGGAGCAUCAAUGUGUUAUCGAUUGGCUUUUUACAGUUGCUGCUGGUCGAUGCAAUAGCUGCAAAAUGGCUUCACUGAUAACAUUAGAUGCUAACAUUAGUACCCGCUAUAUAAUUACGUUUUGUUUUUUUGUUUUUUAGUUGAUCAUAUUUGUUCUGGGACAUUUCAAAUUAAGCUAACAGAAGCUGCAUGUUUUAGGAUGGAUAAAAUUAGGGGCCAUCUUGGCAUGUGUGUUUUCAGGCCACCCCAAGGAGGUGAAGUUGACCCCGAUUCUGUGUCACAACUACUUGAAACAAAGAUUCUAGGUUGAAAUAUUUACUAUAUCUUGUUGAAAUUGUACAAGACUGUGAAUGAAGAUAAGAAAUGCAUAAGUUUAAGCUAUGAAGUAUCUUAUUUAAAAUAAAUGGAAAUAAAUUGUGGUGGGCAAUAUUGUCA